AUGGAGCCCACCGAGGAUGCCAUUGCGAAUUUUGUCAGCUUUACAAGUACGACACGCGAACAAGCGGUUGCCUUCUUGAAGGCAAACAACCUCGACUCGCAAAAAGCUAUCAACGCUUACUUCGAGGAUCCAUCUGGGCCGCCACCACAGACAACUGGACAUUACGGCGAGAAAGGGCCUGUAUGGGACUUCUCCCAACAAGAUAAUGCACCUCCCUUACCAGCGACCGCACCGCCGUCACGCCCUCCCUCUCGGAUCGAUAAACGCGACACAGACCAAAACGCGGGCAAGCAGGGCGUCGCAAGCGCCUCUAAAGGUACCACACCACCUGAAGAAUACAAAUGCACUCAGCAUACUGACAUGGGACUCUCGUCAACAGAAGACUCCGGGCAAGGUCUAACUCUGGCUGAACGCGAGGAAAAAGAACUCCAGCGAGCAGUUGCCAUGUCCCUGGGUUCCGACAUGGGGCAACAGGAAACCGGGGUCACAUCAAACAACCAGUCGCAACUCAGCAAAGCGACGCGGGAUCAUUAUGAAGAGAAUGCUUGGGCCAUGACUCUUUUCAACACCGAGGAAGUAAUGGCCAGCCCGGACCCAGAAGAUCGCGUGAGAGUGGAAGGCGAGCCAGCGUUUAUUCGGCCAAAUGCAGAUGACGUCUAUCUUGGGGGAUUCCUGACCAUUCUCCAUAACAUCCCACGGGCCCGAGAAGCUCUACUAUUACGAAACAAACUUUUGUUCGACUAUGGCCAUGAGCCACAGUGGUGGAACGGACACGCCAUCAAUCUGCCAAAGAUCGUCACAAUCAAUGAUGGCACCGAAUCUGACAAUGACUGGGAUGACAUCAUUUAUGAAUCCCAGCGGCUCAUGGCUUUGAUGGAUACUUCGAAGCGUGCAUUCGGAAGUAGUGAGAGCCUGGCCAAGAUCAAAAGCAUGUCGCAAAUGGCGACCGACUCGGAGGAUGCUGUAACCAGGUUCAUGGAGGCAUGGAAUGGUGCUGCCAUGCAGGCCGAUCCCGAAAACCCAUUAACCACCAUGUUCACCUCCCAUGCAUACAAGAAAGAACUCUUUAGCGAGUUCGAUGAGCCCGAAAGGAAAGAACUUUUCACCUUUGAGCCCAAUGUUGAGAAGGACCAUGGACAGACACUCUACGAAGUUUUGGACUCGGCUCUUUGGAGUGACAGUCCUGGAGAAGAGCUGGACGAAACAUGGCUUGAAUAUGUUGCUGAUGUGCUGGUCUUCAAGCUUGAUGCACACCAAAAGCCAAACUCGGUGGACGUGGAAGUUCCUCUGAAUUUCUAUCCUGAUCGAUAUCUGAGCAGCUGCCAGCAUAUUGCCCGCGAAUUCCGGCUAAAGCGAUUGGAGAUUCAAGGAGAGAUCUUGAAACUUGAGCAGCUUAUGAAAGGCUAUACCUUCCCGGAGGGAAGUAGCAGCAUUUUCACUGCCAAAGAAAUUCUCGAGAAAGCAGCCGCAUCAUUGAGCACACCUGCAUCCGAACCGUUGAGCGACUCCGCCGUUUCAGACGCGGCAAAUUCGGAGACAACCCGGAUUACUGAGGAACUGAAAAUAAUCGCCAACAAGAUAGACGUCAGACUCAAAGGUAACCUCAACAUAUCGCCACCCCCAUCAUAUCAAGCUAACGACCCUCAAAUAGAACUGGAGGAAAGAAAGCAGAGCACAUUGGAAUCUCUCCGCGAAAUAUCCAAGACACUCACUGAGCCCUCCGAAUCGCCCUCCGAGCCUCCGAUUUACAAGUACACCCUGCGUGGCGUGUGCACUCAGCCGCAUGUGACUUAUGUUUUGUCCGAUCCCCAAACUACCGCGGGGGACUUGAUGGAAAUGGAUAGUGAUCCGCACGACAACUAUCAAUGGUGGCGCAUCAGCUACUCGGCGGAAGAUGGAAAGGCCCGACAAGCCGAAAAAAGACAGAAGCAGAAUGAAACUGGCACCAGAGCGAGUGGUGACACUAUUGGCUACACCAUCCGGAAGGUCUCGGAGACUGAAGUGCUCCGAGCCGCCCGUGAAGAGUGGAGUUCCGUCUUGCUCGUUUAUGCAAGCGGGAAUGCAAUGGAUGCACAAGUGGACCCUGCACCCCCACAACUCCAGGGCUUUGUGAACCGAGAUAACGACGCGUUCACUGCCGAGUUUGAGCAAACUCCUACUAUCGUCAUUAAUGACCAAGAAGACCCUUGGCUCCCCACAGCUCCACCCGAAUACACGCAGCCUGAAACACCUCAAGAGCCUGAAAAGCCUGCACAUGUCAAUGUCUUUGACUACGAGGUCGCAAAUUUUGACGAUGAGAAGAAGCCUGGUCAAGAGAUGCAGGAGAAAAGAGGCAGCAUUCUGGCCAAUAGCACUUCGAGUACCUCCAAUGAUGACUCGCAGUGGACACAUGUGGAUAGGAAAGAUGCGGACGCCCAUAUCGAGCAUGCAAAGUAG
This is a messenger RNA of Penicillium brevicompactum, 2436 nucleotides long. RefSeq names its product ubiquitin-associated-like domain-containing protein. Bases 1 to 2436 code for a protein of 811 amino acids. NCBI's taxonomy places the organism in Eukaryota, Fungi, Ascomycota, Eurotiomycetes, Eurotiales, Aspergillaceae. The transcript has 5 exons. Gene Ontology annotation, molecular function: protein binding. The record is from RefSeq and is a predicted model, not a curated record. Gene Ontology annotation, biological process: protein deubiquitination. Gene Ontology annotation, cellular component: cytosol; nucleus.